AUGAGCAUCUCGGUGAACGGGCAGUCGUGCGUCCCGCCGGGGUUCCGUUUCCACCCGACGGAGGAGGAGCUCCUCAACUACUACCUCCGCAAGAAGGUCGCCUCCCAGCAGAUCGACCUCGACGUCAUCCGCGACGUCGAUCUCAACAAGCUCGAGCCAUGGGACAUCCAAGAGAGGUGUAAGAUCGGGUCAGGGCCUCAGAACGACUGGUACUUCUUCAGCCACAAGGACAAGAAGUACCCGACGGGGACGCGGACCAACCGGGCCACGGCGGCCGGCUUCUGGAAGGCCACCGGCCGCGACAAGGCCAUCUACAACGCCGUGUCCCGGAUCGGCAUGCGGAAGACCCUCGUCUUCUACAAAGGCCGAGCCCCGCACGGGCUCAAGUCCGACUGGAUCAUGCACGAGUACCGCCUUCUCGACGCCGAUGACUCCUCCUCUGCCGCUACCGCCGCCAUGGUCACUGCCUCGUCGGUGGCGGCGUCGGAGGCCGCCGGGCAGCAGGGGCCGGAGGACGGGUGGGUGGUUUGCAGGGUGUUCAAGAAGAAGCACCACCACAAGGACACAAACUCCGGCUCCGGCUCCGGUUCCGGCAACAAGAAGGCGGCGGCGUUGCGGCGGUCUUCCUCGUCGCCGCUCUACUCCUCCGGCGACGACGCGGCGUUGGACCAGAUCCUGCACUACAUGGGCCGCUCCUCCGCCGCGUGCAAGCAGGAGCACGACUCGCCCCGGCCUGCCCCGGCCCAAACCCAGGCCCAGGCCCGGCCCACAUCCAGGUACCUCCGGCCCAUCGAGACGGCCCUCGCCGGCGGCCAUGGCUUCAUGAAGCUGCCCCCCCUCGAGAGCCCAUCCUCGGCUGCCGCAGCGGCGCCGCCCAACACGACGCCGGUGCCGGAGACGACGAUGGACUGGGCCAUGAUGGACCGGCUCGUGGCCUCGCACCUCAACGGCCAGCUCCACGAUGAUCACGCCUCCACCGCGGUAGUCGACGACGACCACCGCCUCUGCAGCGCCUUCGACGACGGCGCCGGAGAAGACAACGACGACGGCGGGCUCGCGUUCUACUCCGCCGCCGCCACGCGGCUGCUCGGCGCGGCGGCCGGCGCCGUGGACGACGACCUCUGGAGCUUCGCUCGCUCCGCCGAGCGGCUCAGCCACCACGGCUCACAGUAAAGACGA
Brachypodium distachyon (stiff brome) is the source of this 1179-nucleotide messenger RNA. It is a transcript of the gene SWN8, whose product is annotated as NAC domain-containing protein 43-like. Gene Ontology annotation, molecular function: DNA binding. Gene Ontology annotation, biological process: regulation of DNA-templated transcription. The record is from RefSeq and is marked provisional. Lineage: Eukaryota; Viridiplantae; Streptophyta; Magnoliopsida; Poales; Poaceae.